Nothobranchius furzeri (turquoise killifish) is the source of this 5036-nucleotide messenger RNA. Lineage: Eukaryota; Metazoa; Chordata; Actinopteri; Cyprinodontiformes; Nothobranchiidae. The record is from RefSeq and is a predicted model, not a curated record.
UCAAAACCACAAAAGGGUCUGGCUGCGGCCACUGUGGAGCCAAAAACAGUUGGCAACACUGAACACAGGUCUGUGGAACAGAACAAAUGUUAAUUCUGCUCCAGCAGGUGGCGCUAGUGCACCUUUACGCUGGUCACGGACCACCGGAAGCAGCAGAAACCGGAAGCUGCUAGCAGAGCUAGCUUGUUGUUGUUGUGGUGUGUGAGGAGAAGAUUUGAGGCUCUGCAGUAAAAAUGUCUUCACUUCAGUCUCUGGGAGAGUUGAUCAGCUAAAGCGACUAACUGCUGCUGCUGCAGAAAUCUUCUCACCAGGCUGUGGAAACUUUCUUCUCCUCCUCAACAACUUGGUGGAGUUCUUUCCAGAAGCAGAGAAGCUAUUCUGCGGUCUUCGUGACAAUCGGAGCUCCAGAAGCAGGUGAUGGGUGAGAAAAGCUUUUCUCUAGACUUCCUGCCCUCUGGAUCUGCUGCUGUUCCUUUGGCCUCUCUGAGAAACGCGCUCGUUUUGCUGCUUUCAUCAGAUUGAAGAGGUUCCCUCUAUCAGACUCGCUCAUCUGAGUUGGUCAUGAUGCAGGAUCGCUGCUCGCUCUCUCAUCCAUCCUGCUCACACUCUCCGACGGAAAAGGCCCGAAUCUGAAUGUGACUCUGGAGGAAAAAGCGGUUAGCUCUACUCCGUGAACUCUGCUGUUAGCUAAACACGGCUAAAGAAAACCUGCUACCACUUCAGGAUCAUCCAUCAGCUGGGACUGCUUCAUCAGCAUGGACACAGAUGUUCAACAGCUGGUGCUGGUUAAAGAAGAAGCUCCUGAUGAGAACCAGCAGGACCCAGAACACCUCCACAUAAAGGAGGAACAGGAGGAACUCUGGACCAGUUUGGAGGGAGAGCAGCUACAUUUGAAGGAGGAGACUGAUGCUGCCAGGUUUCCAGUCACUGUAGUUACUAUAAAGAGUGAGGAUGAUGAAGUGAAACCUCUGAUCUCACAGCUUCAUCAGCAGCAACUACAAGACAGAGAUGUUCCAACCAGCAGCUCAGCUGACCAGAUGACAGCAGAAACUGGUGGAGGAGCAGAGAGUAGCAGGAACGCUGAUCUGAACCUUCAUGAACAGACAUCUGAUUCUUCAGAGACUGAAGUUAGUGGAGAUGAUGAAGAGGAUGAUGAUGUGAAUGUAGAAUUUGAGCAGUCAGACUCUGGGUCUGAAACUGGAGACGAAGACUGUGACUGCUCUAAGAACAGGUCUUCCGAGUCAGAUAUUAGGACUGUCAACAAAUCCUUUAACUGUCCUGAGUGUAGUAAACAUGUGAGAGUGACAGGUCAUUCACCAAAAAUGUCUUCAAGUUGUUUGGUUAAAAAGAAAAGUGUCAGAGUGGAGCAACAUGUAGACUCAUGCAGGAAAUUCCAGAAAGAGCCAAAAUCAUUUAGUUGUGACGACUGUGGAAAACAAUUUAGUGUAAAUUCAAAUUUAAACAGUCACAUGAGGGUCCACACAGGACAGAAGCCUUUUGUCUGUGAGCUCUGUGGAAAAAGAUAUAGCCGUAAAGAAACUUUAAAAAUACACAUGAGAGUCCACACAGGACAGAAACCUUUUGCCUGUGAGCUCUGUGGUCAAAGAUUUAGAGAAAAGAUUACUUUAAGCAAUCACAUGAGAGUUCACACAGGACAGAAGCCUUUUGCCUGUGAGCUGUGUGGUCAAGGAUUUAGCAAAAAGAUUACUUUAAGCAAUCACAUGAGAGUUCACACAGGACAGAAGCCUUUUGCCUGUGAUUUCUGUGGUCAAAGAUUUAGCCAUAAGACAACAUUAAACAGACACAUAAUAGUCCACACAGGACAGAAGCCUUUUUCCUGUGAGCUCUGUGGUCAAAGAUUUGGCCGAAAUUCUACUUUAAACAAUCACAUGAGAGUCCACACAGGACAGAAGCCGUUUGCCUGUGAGCACUGUGGUCAAAGAUUUGGCCGAAAGGCAACUUUAGUCAAUCACAUGAGAGUCCACACAGGAGAGAAACCUUUUGCCUGUGAGCUCUGCAAUCAAACAUUUGGCCGUAAGGAUACUUUAAAUGAUCACAUGAGAGUUCACACAGGACAGAAGCCUUUUGCCUGUAAGCUCUGUGGUCAAAGAUUUAGCCGUAAGUUAACUUUAAACAGACACAUAAUAACCCACACACGCCAGAAGUCUUUUGCCUGUGAGCGAUGUGGACAAAAAUUUAGUCAUAAGACAUAUUUAAAUAAUCACAUGAAAGUCCACACAGGACACAAUGAACAGGAGGUGUGGUUCACCGACAAAACAGUUGUAAAUGGGUUUUGCCAUCAAAUCUCAGAAACCACACCUUGCUCAGAUACAGGAGUUCUGAUUUGUGGAACUGAAAGCAAUGUGUCAGGAUAUUAGCUUAACCUUGUCAUCGUCACAUGUCUGAGUGUGUGAGCUGUCAGUAGAUAGUGAUUCACUUGUUAAAUCUAAAAUUACUGAUCAUAACAUAAUAAUAUUCAUUUCAACUUCAGUAAUUUAAGCACAGAUUAAUCAAAACAUUGUUAUUAUUCUUCAGCCAUUAUUAUUCAUUCAACCAUAUGAUUAUUUACGUAUUUGCAUCAUCCAGUAUUCGUUAUUAUAACGGUUCAUUCUUAUAAAAGUUCAUUCUUCUACUUCUGUGAAGCAAAGCAGAUAAAGAUAAUAGGAAACUUGAGAGGGACCUUGGUCAAGCAACAGUAUCUUUCUUGCAGAUUAAAGGUUCCAGUUAAGACUUUUGUCUCCAUAUGACCGGAUACUGAAGAGGUCCAACUGUAGGCGAAAAACUGACCAUUUUUGGACGCUACACUGAGUUAGCAUUCACAGACUCACCAAUCUUGAGUAAACAAUUUUCCUUGUAGUUUGUACAUACUAGAAAAAAAGUUGCACCCCUGGUUGUUGUCCUUUACCCUACUACCCACCUACAUCUGUAACUUAAUCUCACAGAGAAGUGUAAUUUCUCAGUCUGCGUACAAACGAUCAGCUGUUACUCUGUGUUUUAUUUGCUCCCACCGAUCUGGGAUAAAGGGCUUUGGUUCACUCUUCUCCUUCUGCAUGGAGCAGGCUGUAAAAAAACUGGGGUCUCAUUUACCAAACAUUGCGUAGAAUCCUUACUAAAACCGUACUUAAGCUCAGCAAAAAAUGUACUUACGCCAUUAGGUUUGUGAUCUAUCAAACAUGGAGUACGCACAGCUGCACGCAAUCUUCGCUUCAUAAAUCAGAAACUAUCUAGAAAGGUUCUCAGCUGCAUUUUAGUCACAUCCCGCCCUCACCACGCCCACUUACUGCCAUAAAUGGUCAAUGCAAAGUGUCUUGUGGAUCUCAUGCAUAUACAUAAGCCGACUGUUGCAGCGCUCCGCCAAUGACAUGGUGACCGUAGAUCAAGGUAGAUCAAGGAAGCACAAUUUCACAGAAGCAGAAGUUGAGGUACCUGUGGGUGAGGUGGAGAAAUGAAAAGAAGUGCUUUUGCAAAACAAAUAAGAGAAAAUCCACGGAGUGGCACAGUGUUGCUGAAGCCGUCAAUGCUGAGUCCUUCAGAAUCAGAAUAGGUUUAUUGCCAUUGUCAGUGAACAAACAAUUCACAAACUAGGAACUUGCUUUGGUACUAAUGUGCUACAUAUAACAUGAAUAAUAAGAUUUAAAAUAGAAUAAAACUUUCAGCUAUAAAAAAUGGCAGGUAAUGGUAACAUGGCCGAUAACGUGACGUUGUGUUGAGUACAGAAGACCAGCAUGGUUGUGUGUUUAUAAUCUAUUCACAAGUCUAACGGCAGAUGGAACGAAGCUGUUCUUAUGGCGGGAGGUUCUGGUCCGGAUGGACCGUAACCUCCUGCCUGAGGGAAGCGGCUCAAAAAGUCUGUGACCCGGGUGAGAAGGGUCAGCUGCUAUCCGACCUGCACGCCCCCGAGUUCUGGAGACGUACAGGUCCUGGAGAGAUGGAAGGCUGCAGCCAAUCACCUUCUCAGCAGAGCGCACAAAGCACUGCAGUCUAUGUUUGUCCCUCACUGUGGCUCCAGCGUACCACACAGCAAUGGAGGAGGUGAGGAUGGACUCAAUGAUGGCCGUGUAAAACUGCACCAUCAUCUGGGCCGGCAGCUUGGCCUUUUUCAACUGCCGCAGAAAGUACAUUCUCUGCUGGGCCUUUUUGAUCAGGGAGCUGAUGGAUGGCUCCCACCUAAGGUCAUGUGUGAUGGUGGUUCCGAGGAAGCGGAAGGAGUCCACAGUGGUGACGGGGGUGUCCGUCAGGACGAGGGGGAGGGAUGGGGCUGUGAUUUUCCUGAAGUCCACAAUCAUCUUCAGAGAUAUCUGUGGCGGAUAUAAAAAAAAAGGUCCAGUCGGGAUUCGAUCCCCAGACUCCCAGGUGAAAGUCACAUGCACUAGUCAGCCAAACGGAGAUCUCACUUGUCCAAGUAGCCAGGGCACAUGAUCAAUCGGAUCACAGUGACAGGACACACACUGUCACAGACGCAUGACAUUCUGUCUCAAUCUGUCCCCCUGCUGAUAUUCCGCAUUACGUAUUCUGCGCUUCAGGAUGUGUUUGCGUGUGCGUGUGGGGGGUCUUGUUCUUUGUGAAAAUGAAACAGUACAAGUGAUAAUGCUGCAGGAUUUCAUAACUUUAUCCUUCUCAGCAGCAGCACUGCAGAUGCUCUCCAUGUCCAACUUGUGCAUAAGCCAGGUCUUUAGUCAACUGAAAGUUGCGCACAUUUUUCCGCUACGUUUUCUUUCAUAAAUCCCAAAGUUUGCGUGGAAAGUUGCAGUUUUCCGACCCCGUUUUGUUGCUAAGCAAGCUUGAUAAAUGAGGCCCCUGGAAAUUAACCGAGGUUAUCUCCUUGACUACAUGUAAAACCAGACUAAGAACCCUUGAGAGGAUUCCCUGUGUUGUAACUGCCUUCUGUAAUUUUGUACAUAACAUGUUUGUGUAACUGUAACUUUGUAACUGUAACUUUUGCUGCCUCUUGGCCAGGACUCCCUUGAAAAUUAGGUUUUUAAUCCCAAAGAGACCUUCCUGGUUAAAUAAAGAGUAAAAUAAAUAAAUAAAUAGAU